AUGGUUUGCGCUUUAGUGAGGAACAAUACCAUAAAUCCGGCCGCAUUUCUAAUGAGGAGGAGUUUAUCGAGUGAUGAGCCAAAAGGGGAGACAUUCACAUUUGGGUUGGAUGAAUCCACAGAUUGUCUACGUUACAAGGGAAAGAAGUACGAAGACCUACAAUUUUCAGAUUUCAACGGAAUUUUGUUUCGUUUAGUAGAUGACGUUGAGAGAUUUUAUGCAUACCACUCAAUUGCGAAGGGGUUUUCCGUAAGGAAAAUCAAAUCCGACAAGGACCGUGAUGGUGACAUUUUCAGAAGAUCACUCUGUUGUUCUAAGGAGGGGUGGCGUACAGUUAAAAAUCCAAAGAAGUGUACAAAAGUGUAUGGUAGUGCCCCCUCUCAAUUUGAUACCGACCACAACCAUGUUCUUGUUCCAAAAGAAAUGGUUCAUUUUCUGAGAUCAAACAGGAUGGUUGGAGAACAUGCGUCUGCACAAGUAAGUUCUCUGAAAAAAGUUUUCGUUCCGACUUGCCGUGCUUAUGACUUAUUGGCUCACCAAGCAGGGGGAUAUGAGUACGUUGGCUUAGGACUAAAGGAUUUGUACAACCAACAAGAUUCAGAAAGGAGAGAAUUAUUGGUUGACGGUGACGCUCAAGCUGCCAUUAGCUUCAUGAAUCUAAAAGCGUCCCGUGAUGUCCAUUUUUACUGUUAUUUUUGUGUUGAUCAAGUGCCCAUUUUUACUGCCAUUGGCGACGUUUUGAUCAUGGAUAGCACUUACAAGACAAAUAUCUAUGGAAAGCCAUUAGUCGUUUUUGUGGGAGUUGACAAUCAUCGAGCGACGGUUCUGUUUGGUUGCUCUUUGUUGGUGGACGAGACCGAAGAGACUUUCAAAUGGGUGGUAUCAAACUUCAUUUCGUCCAUGGACGGGAAGAAACCCUUUUCUGUCAUUACCGACCAGGAUGACGCUAUGCGAAAUGCCAUUGUGGAGUUUAUCCCGGAGGCUAGAUAUCGACUCUGUGCAUGGCACAUUUCCAAGAAUGUUAUUGGUAAAAUUCAUGAUGUCAAUGUUCAAAGAGACUUCUCCCAUUUGAUAUACUCUGGGCUGUCAGUUUCUGAGUGGGAAUCUUAUUGGAACUACGUGGUUUCGAUGGCUGGUCUACAGGACAACCUUUGGGUUAUCGGCAUGUUGAACAAGCGAGAGCGAUGGGCGGGUUAUCGGCAUGUUGAACAAGCGAGAGCGAUGGGCUGA
This is a messenger RNA of Rosa rugosa (rugosa rose), 1230 nucleotides long. Its product is annotated as protein FAR1-RELATED SEQUENCE 5-like. NCBI's taxonomy places the organism in Eukaryota, Viridiplantae, Streptophyta, Magnoliopsida, Rosales, Rosaceae. The record is from RefSeq and is a predicted model, not a curated record. Bases 1 to 1230 code for a protein of 409 amino acids. The transcript is spliced from 2 exons. Gene Ontology annotation, biological process: regulation of DNA-templated transcription.